UCACAACAGUCAUCUAUUUCUGUUACACCGGAUGUUAGACCUUUAAUACGCUAUACAGAAGUGUGUUGGAUACAAAUUAUUUCCUUUAAGAGAAUCAACGCCAUGUCUGGGGAUUUGGAUCUGUCGCCGCCGGAAGUUCCGGAACCCACCUUUUUCGAGAGUGUUUUACGCUAUGGCCUCUUUCUUGGAGCAAUUUUCCAACUCGUCUGCAUUUUAGCCAUAAUCAUUCCCAGCUCCAAGAGCCACGAACAGGAAGAGACUUCAGAGCCAGCCGAGCCGAAAUCCUCUGAGCCGAGCAGAAAGCCCAAGGCACCUGCACAGCAAAUCCGGCAAAAACUAAAAAAGGAGAGCAAGAAGAAAAGAUAAGACUGUCUGUGAAUGAGUGUGUGAGCAAAUAUGAAAGUUUGGUUCUGUUUUAUGACAGAAAACCCAACUGAAGGAACUCUAAAGUGGGGAAACUUUCACCAUGGACCAUCCGAACUAAAACACUAAACUUAUAUUGCAAUUGCAUAGAGUUUGUUUAAUGCAACAGUGAUCUACAACAGUGAUUAUUUUUACAUACAUACUUCACUCAUUUUCUAGGUUACUGUCAUAAAGCUGGUGGUUAAAACUUUCAUUUGUAUUGGCAUUUUAAUCAGUCAUUUUUGUACGUCUGUUAUAUCUCUGUAAUAAACUGGACUGUUUUGGACCA
Molecule: messenger RNA, 691 nt
Organism: Ictalurus furcatus (blue catfish)
Lineage: Eukaryota; Metazoa; Chordata; Actinopteri; Siluriformes; Ictaluridae
Gene: manbal
Product: mannosidase beta like
Exons: 3
Coding region: 103-366 (87 amino acids)
Cellular component (GO): membrane
Source: RefSeq, a predicted model, not a curated record